AUGCUUUGGUCUCCCUCCGGAUGCGUGGCUGUAUUCUUCGCCGUCCUAGACGUAUGCCAGGCGCAUAAUCCAGGAGAGGGCGUUGAAAUUUGCGCAAAUGACCCUCUUAACCCGCCUUGUACUACGGUCGAAGCCCCUAGCGGCCUUUGCGUCGCCAUACCAGAGGAGUAUAAGAACAAGGUAUCUGGCGUCAGGGCAAACGAUACUGCUAGUAUCUGCCGCUUUUAUCUAGAGCCGGAGUGUAAGGGCGAGUACUUUGAAGCUGGUACUGAAGCUGUUAACCUCUACACGGGGCGUCCUGAGUUUAAUGAUAAGGUCACUUCCUUUAUUUGCGACACGGCAAAACUAAUAGCAGCACCUAAGUCCUCGGAAUGGACGUUCGGGCGCCAGAGGGAAUUAUGCACUCAUUUAGAGACGCUAUCUCUUCAAUUUAAGCUAGGUAAUAAUAUUGGAUCCGGGACGUACGAUAAGAUCAAAUUAGGUUUUGAGCACGCCGGACAAACGGUACACGUCAUCGCAGAAGGCCCUUUCCAUGGUUACGAGGUUUCCCAGGAUAUUAAUAUACAGGACGUGUUUGGGAUGGAAACUGUGGCACUAAGUAAAAUUAACAGACUCCGCCUUCUUGAUGAGCAACCAGGCUGGACAUUUGGAGCAGACAAGUGGGAAAUUGCUGGAUUCACGCUCAAAGGACGAUGCGCUAACUCGGGAAUGACUAUCGCGCUUGAGAAAUUUUCCUCUCUCAACGAGUGGUUGCAGGCUCCGGGAUGGUUCCCGUACCAGGUGGAAUUGGAGGUCUGGGCAGGCGACGUCCAACCCGAAGACUGGGUUACUAAGUCUCUAUGCAAGCAAUUCCCAAGCAUGAAGACGUCAAUCUGCAUAUUGCCGAUGAAGACUGGGACAGGAGUCAGCCCUAUCAAUUAA
Messenger RNA from Metarhizium brunneum ARSEF 3297, 921 nucleotides. RefSeq lists its product as uncharacterized. The record is from RefSeq and is a predicted model, not a curated record. Lineage: Eukaryota; Fungi; Ascomycota; Sordariomycetes; Hypocreales; Clavicipitaceae.